Rotaria sp. Silwood1 is the source of this 339-nucleotide messenger RNA. The record is from the annotation of a GenBank genome assembly. Lineage: Eukaryota; Metazoa; Rotifera; Eurotatoria; Philodinida; Philodinidae.
AUGGCUAAUGAAUUCGAUCGAUACUAUAUUAAAAUUCGAACUAUUUUGGGAAUUGAUGCAAAGACAAUUCACGAAGAACUUACAACAGCAUUAGAACCUAACGCUCCAUCAUAUCGUACAGUCGCCAGGUGGGCAAACCGUUUUCGUGAAGGGAAAGAGGAUGUCAAUGAUGAUCCUCGAUCUGGUCGUCCAGUAUCCGAACUUACAGAUGAAAAUAUUGAACUAGUUCGACAAGUUAUCAACAAUGAUCCACAUUCAACUUAUGAUGAAAUUAUAGUUGAGACAUCCAAGGGGAAAAAAGCGGAUCCUGGAUCCUCGGAUCCUGGUGGAUCCUGGUGA